Molecule: messenger RNA, 957 nt
Organism: Aspergillus brunneoviolaceus CBS 621.78
Lineage: Eukaryota; Fungi; Ascomycota; Eurotiomycetes; Eurotiales; Aspergillaceae
Product: DUF1769 domain-containing protein
Exons: 2
Coding region: 1-957 (318 amino acids)
Source: RefSeq, a predicted model, not a curated record
AUGUUCAGCAGCAACAAAGCCCCAAACCACCGCCUCUGCAUCACCGCGGGACCGCGCUACGACCCCCAAACCCACCAACUAGUCCACGUCAACGGACCCUCUCCGAUCCGCAUCCGCAGCCCGCACCUCACCGCCGACAUCUGGGUGCGCAUCAAGGAGUACACCGGUACCCUGCCCUGCCCUGCCCCCUGUCCCUGUCCCUUUCCCAAACCCAAACCUAAUAAAACCAACCUCCUAACCCCGAGAAUUUACGCAGGCUACCCCGAGGGGUCCCCCAGAUCCAAUCCCUACUUCACGCACCCCACCACCGCCGCCAACCGGUACAGCAUCACCCUCUCCCUCGCCUUCGCGGAAGAUGUCAACGGCGACGACCUCCUCUUCGGCAACGACUUCGACCACCCGAUCCGCGACUACCUGCCGCCGGGCUUCAACACCGCCUUCAAAGUCGUGAAAACGAUGCUCGACCCCUCCAUCGACGGCGACGCGUACAGCGACACACCGUACCUGUAUAGCCCGGCGUUGGCGUCGUGGAAUCAGUUCCGGGUCGGGGAGGUCGUUCCCCGGGAUACGAAGAAGCCUGCCGUGGAAGCGGAUCCGGUUGUUCUGGAGGGGGCGGAGGGGUCCGGGAAGGCAGUGCGGGAGAGUUGUGGCUUGCCCGCGGAUGCAGCGGCGCGGACGAAGUAUUUCCGCGACGAGGAGAAGCGGAAGGGGUUUGUGUUGGAGAAGGGGCGCGUGUAUGAGGCGGACUUUGGGAAUCCGUAUCUGGAUUUCGAGGAAUUCGCGGUCCAUGUCCCCGGGAUCACGCUGAAUAUCAGCAAGUAUGUGAGCGAGAAGAACAACGUGUUGCGGUACGUGUUGAAGAACCGGACGACCGGGGAGGAGUAUUUGGUCAUCGGGUUUACGGUUGUGCUGGACGGGGCGCAAGAGAAGACCGACGAUGGGGAUGAGGUGGACUAG